Messenger RNA from Plenodomus lingam JN3, 1671 nucleotides. RefSeq lists its product as uncharacterized. The record is from RefSeq and is a predicted model, not a curated record. NCBI's taxonomy places the organism in Eukaryota, Fungi, Ascomycota, Dothideomycetes, Pleosporales, Leptosphaeriaceae. Gene Ontology annotation, molecular function: GTPase activity; GTP binding. Gene Ontology annotation, cellular component: mitochondrion.
AUGUCUUUCGCUAGGCCCGCGUUUCUGAGCGGUACACUGACGCCAUUCUUGUAUCCGGCGUUUGAAUGCUCGCUUCCCUCGGUGACGCGCACCUGCCGCCUGCGCAAAAGAUUCACGCUCCCGGUGCGAUGCAGUUCAACAGCCACAGAUGCCGUCAACAUACGACCCGACACGCAAGCAUCGCGGCUCGACCCUGCAGCAGAUGACUACUCACUGACUCCGUUUGCGGAUCGGUGCAUUGUCACAGUAGAGGCUGGUGGUGGUGGCCACGGCUGCGUCUCGUUCCUGCGUGAGAAAUAUAUCGAAGAGGGACCAGCAAAUGGAGGUGACGGUGGCAGUGGGGGGAAUGUCUACAUUCAGGCAGUCCGCGGCGAGACUUCGUUGCACAAGCUGGCUCGACGACGGCUGAUCAAAGCCGGCAGAGGCAAGAACGGGCAGGGCAAGGUCAAGGGCGGUGAGCGCGGCAGCGACAUCCUCAUCACAGUGCCCGUUGGUACCGUUGUGCGGGAAAUUCAGCGGCACGACCCAAUUUCCAUCAUGGAGGAAGAGCAUUGGAAGAUGGAGUCGUACGAAGGGGAAGCAGACGAGUCUGGAGAGGACAAGGGAAGCUACAGGAAGGAUCGAUGGCUCGUCUAUCCAGGAACGGUGCCCGCAGAGCUGAACCGGAUGAAGUUUCCCAAGCUCCCACCGCCGCGACGAUCACAUCUUGCUGCCCUCGAGCCCGACUCUCCCAUCUGGCUAGACUUGGAUAAGCACAUGGAGACACCAAUGCUGAUUGCAGCAGGUGCCAUGGGAGGAUUGGGCAAUCCUCACUUCAUGACGCCCUUCAACAACAGACCCAAGAUGGCCACGCGAGGUGAUGAAGGAUUGAAGAUUUCGCUGCAGUUGGAAUUGAAAAUACUGGCAGAUUUGGGACUUGUGGGCUUGCCCAACGCAGGAAAGAGCACGUUGCUGCGAGCGCUAAGCAACAGCCGCGCACGAGUAGGCAACUGGGCCUUUACAACCUUGCAGCCAAAUGUUGGUACAGUUGUGCUCGACAACCACAAGGGACGACCACUGGUCACGUCACGCAACAAGCAUGGCGAGCUACGUGACAACUUCACAGUAGCCGAUGUCCCAGGCCUUAUCGAAGAUGCCCAUCUUGACAAAGGCCUCGGCCUCGGCUUCCUACGCCACAUUGAACGCGCCGCCGUCCUGGCCUUUGUCAUUGACCUAAACGCCGGCGACGCCGUCGACGCCCUCAAGCUCCUCUGGCGCGAAGUCUCCGAAUAUGAAACCCUUCGCGGCAAAGAACUCAACGCCGAAACACAGCGCAGAAUGGUGACCUACCGUCCCGCCGGUAGUCCCGCUCCCAUCACACAAACGUCUGAUCUAGUAGCCACAUCCCCCCACCUCGACCCAUCCCCCGAACCCCUGCCCUUCCUCACUUCAACACCCAUAUCCUCGAAACCGUGGUUUGUCGUGGCGACAAAGGCAGACUUGCCAGAUACACAGCCCAACUUCGACGACCUCUGCGUCUACCUGGAUGCAGUGAGUCAAGGCGGACAGCCGCAUCCGAGCGGGAAGAAGAAUGCUUGGAGGCAUAAGUUGCAGGCUGUUCCUAUUAGUGCGAUUAAUGGCGAGGGAACGCAGAUUAUACCGCAGCUGGUUAUGGAUUUGUUGGAGGGUUGA